Alternaria rosae is the source of this 1464-nucleotide messenger RNA. RefSeq lists its product as uncharacterized. The transcript is spliced from 2 exons. Lineage: Eukaryota; Fungi; Ascomycota; Dothideomycetes; Pleosporales; Pleosporaceae. The record is from RefSeq and is a predicted model, not a curated record. The coding region runs from base 1 to 1464 and encodes 487 amino acids.
AUGCCAAAAAUACGACGCGGCAGCAACGAUGAGACUGCUCGAACUGAUGGUUUUGUGACAAAGAGGCAUCACGAGAGUGAAGGCAAUACACCCGGAACGCAGCCUUCCGACCUCAUCAGUGCUCUUCAUGCGUUCAUACAGAAAGAGCGCAAGACCAACUUCUCGUUCUUGUCACAGCACAGCCAUUGUCACAAGCAUCAAAACGAGCUACUCGUAGUAUCACAGGCGGACGCCGACGAUGUUCAAGCGGUGCGUGACAUCGCCGGGCACGAUACGACCGCCUACAACGACUGGUUUACCUUCACCGAGCCGCUGAGAUCUGACGGCUUCGCCCGCACUGUCACGAUCGAUCUACCAUCCGACAGCCGUGUUACCGUCGAGAACAUGAUUAUCACCGCGUUUGGCAGAGUGAAAAAGACCCAGUGUAGAGCAGCUGCGUGGAUCCGCGAUACGUACUGCACUGCCGAAGACGAUAUGUGGGCGAUGAGGCUACCAGAGCCGCAGUACGCGGAGCAGCGCUUAUGGUGGGAAGGUACUGGGCAAGCUUUCCGGCUACUGGACUUACCUCUGGAGAUGCGCGAAGCCAUCUACUUGCACGUCAUCGGGCCAGUCGUUGUGCCGGAUGUUGUUACACAGCGUGGUGGCGCAGAGAAGCUUGUGCUUGGAUACGGCCUGUCAUACGAUAAUCCUGAGCGCAUAGGGCGCAAUCGCGACCCCAACAUACAGCGCCCCAAUAUGUGUAUCAUGCGCGUCAGCCGCCAGGUAAAGGCAGAGGCCACUCAAGUCGCCAACCGCGAUACCGUAAAGCGAUUCACAACCCUUCGCACGCGUGGGGACGGCAUUGGGCCCGCUACGUCACCUGACGAAAUCUGGCGCAAACUCGGGCAAAUCGCAACCCCUGCUAACUUCCUGAAGAGACUACAACUCGAGAUGACUGCAACAGAGUUCUUGGCAUUCGGCGGCAUUUGUCCUCAACUUGGACAACCGCUUCAGAGGGGCGUUGUAACGAUUAAUAUUACUUCUAUGGCUUGGUUAAGAAACCUCGAUACCAUCGAUUUCCGCUUCAUUGGUCCCGAACAUGAGCUUGCCAACUGCCCUUGGACUGGCCUUCAUCCAUGCCAAAAGAAGUGGAUUGACAUAUUUUUCAUCACCGCCUGGAAUGAUCUAGUCGCUCUUAGGAAUUCAAGAGGAAUUAAGUAUUCCAUGAGCGGCUGCAUCAAAAAUUCUACUCGCGAUUACUGGACUGGGCUCUUGAAUGACAAGCGCAUUGAUCAUACUGCCAGUAUUCGUCUUCUCGAACAGGAUGUUCAAGUCACUAUGAUGAACAACACCUCGCUUGCGUGCAAAUGCUCCAACCCAUGUGUAGGCGGGCCGCGCUUGUUCCGGGUCCAGCCGCACGAGAUGAGAUUGAUCGAAGGCAUACAGGCCGAGCUGGAUAAGGCGUAUUGGGAUUUUGAAGACUGA